UUAUAUUCUUCUCAAAUAAAGCGCCAACUUAGUCAUCUGCGAAUCAGUGCACGAAGUCAGUUGAUGGCCGUACCCCGUACAAUAUAGCACAUUAGAGCCAAUCAAACGCAAACAGAAUAGAACGGCGUACUCGUCACACAGUGAUGAUUGCAUUUGAGGUUAUUUUGUUUAUAAAUCUCUUUCACGUUAAUUCUUGAAGUACAAAAUAAUCGUGAGUGUCAAAUAAACUACAAUCAUGGGCAAGUUGGACGUGAAGAUGUUGCGCUACCUCAGUAAAGAGGACUUUCGUGUUUUAACAGCCAUAGAAAUGGGUAUGAAAAAUCACGAAUUGGUACCUGACGUUCUCGUGGCACAAAUCGCGAAUCUUCACCACGGUGGAUUGCACAAGAUUCUUAAGGAGUUGGUGAAGCACCGACUAAUUGGCUACGAACAGGAUAAAAAAUACAACGGUUAUAGGUUGACAAAUACUGGUUACGAUUACUUGGCAUUGAAGACAUUUACUGCAAGGAAUUUGAUUGAUCGUUUUGGCAAUCAGAUUGGCGUGGGUAAAGAAUCCAACAUUUAUGUGGUUUCCAAAAACAAUGAGGAACAUUAUGUAUUGAAGCUGCACAGAUUGGGUAGGACUUGCUUUAGAAAUGUAAAGAAUAAGCGAUACUACCACCAACAUAGAAAACACAUGUCCUGGUUGUAUAUGUCAAGAAUGUCUGCUACAAAAGAAUUUGCUUUUAUGAGGGAAUUGGAAAGGAGGGGUUUUCCUGUUCCUAAACCAAUUGACAUAAAUAGGCAUUGUAUUAUUAUGGAGCUGAUUGAUGGUGUACCACUAUGCAAUGUUCAUGAAAUUCAAAACAAAGAAAGACUUUACGAUGAUCUAAUGAACAUCAUGUGUAAAUUGGCUCACUGUGGUGUUAUUCAUGGUGAUUUCAAUGAAUUCAAUAUUAUGCUCACUCCAGAUGAGAAACCAAUUAUAAUUGAUUUUCCACAAAUGAUACCAACUGAUCAUGAAGAAGCUGAGAUGUACUUUGAUCGAGAUGUUCAAUGUAUUCGAGAGUUUUUUAGAAGGCGCUUCGAUUAUGAAAGCGAAAGGUAUCCAGUUUUCAAGAAAGUCAUGAAAGAAUGCAAGAAAGAAGAAAUUUCAAAGGUUAGUUUUGAUGAUCCAGUAUUGAGUGACGAUGAAGAUUAUCAACCAAUAAAAGGAGAAGAAUAUUAUUCUAACACUGAAGAUGAGGAAGAUAAGGCAGAUAGUGACAAGGAAGAAAGUGUUGAAGAAUUGGAACAGAAAGUUUCAAAAUUGAAUGUUGAAAUAAAGACAGAUGGAAGUAUAAAAUCUAAUGUUCAAAAUUAUAAGGAAGAAGUCCAGUCAGCAGUACCUGAACUGAUACCAAUUAGUUUGCAGGAUGCACAGAAAAAAGUUUCUUGUAGUGACAAAAAAAAUAAGGAUAACGAUUCAGAUGAAACUGAUUCUUACUAUGCUGAAUCAACAACUGACAUGAUGAGUACAGCAUCAACAAUCAUACCAGAUGAUUUAGUCAAGAAGAGAAUAAAAGUAGAAAUGAUGAAGCGAGAAAAGAAAGUUCAAAAUAGGCGGAAUUUGAAAAAAGCAAGCACUUGUGGCAAAGUUCGAAGAGAUAAUCGUGCUAUUGCAAGGGAUAGUGUUGCUGUUUGGGAUGAUAUGUAAACUUUUAUGACUGGUUAUAUUUUUUCAAUGUACAGUUAUCAUAUAAAUUAUAUUUCAUUUACAAAAAUGUAAAAAUUACAAAUUGUAAUUAAUUAUUAUUUAAGUUUUUUAUCUUCAUUACGUUUAUUUUAUAAACAUAAUUACGUAAUAAAAAAUAUUUUGAAAA
Phymastichus coffea is the source of this 1841-nucleotide messenger RNA. It is a transcript of the gene RIOK2, whose product is annotated as serine/threonine-protein kinase RIO2. Lineage: Eukaryota; Metazoa; Arthropoda; Insecta; Hymenoptera; Eulophidae. Gene Ontology annotation, molecular function: ATP binding; protein serine/threonine kinase activity. Gene Ontology annotation, cellular component: preribosome, small subunit precursor; cytosol; nucleus. The record is from RefSeq and is a predicted model, not a curated record. Bases 236 to 1675 code for a protein of 479 amino acids. Gene Ontology annotation, biological process: maturation of SSU-rRNA; protein phosphorylation. The transcript has a single exon.